Molecule: messenger RNA, 4973 nt
Organism: Dunckerocampus dactyliophorus (ringed pipefish)
Lineage: Eukaryota; Metazoa; Chordata; Actinopteri; Syngnathiformes; Syngnathidae
Gene: skia
Product: v-ski avian sarcoma viral oncogene homolog a
Exons: 7
Coding region: 450-2645 (731 amino acids)
Biological process (GO): negative regulation of BMP signaling pathway
Cellular component (GO): nucleus
Molecular function (GO): RNA polymerase II cis-regulatory region sequence-specific DNA binding; SMAD binding; DNA-binding transcription factor activity, RNA polymerase II-specific
Source: RefSeq, a predicted model, not a curated record
AGCUUGUCUCCAUACAGUCACAGUGAACUGCGGGGGCCGACAGAGCGGACUGCGGUGGUCCUAGAGAGCGGAAAGCGCCUCUAACCACGAUUUAAGUCCGUCUAAUAUUGACUUUAUUUUCUUUCCACAUACUUUCCUCUGGGAUCUAACUCGAGGAACUUUUUGUGGGUCUUUGUGAAGUUUGGAGCGCCAUUUCCCCCUCCCCGUCCCCGACAUGGACAGUUCGCGAGCCGCUUCGGGGAGCUACUGGCCGACAUCCAUUCACUAGUCACGGGAAUACAACCGUACACUCAACCAGGUGGACUUCUAACUAAAUGUUUGAUGAAGUGCUUCCAAGUUUUGGUAAAUUCUCGGGAGCGGUGGAUUUAUUUGUUCCAAGCGCGGCUAGACACUCGUGGUUCCCGGUUGAAGACAAGAGGGGUGUUCGCUGGUAAAGUUGCGGGGAAAACAUGGAGACUGUAAGUCGGCAGAGCUUCCAGCCUCAUCCGGGACUGCAACAAACUCUCAAGCAGUUUCACCUCAGCUCUAUGAGCUCUCUUGGUGGACCAGCCGCCUUCUCUGCCCGCUGGCAACAUGAGCUUCUUUUCAAGAAGGACGGGAAGGAGCCCGAGCCGGUCCUGCAGCAUCUGCCGCCGCCAGUGAUGCCCGGGCCACUCUUCAUCCCAUCGGACCGCUCCACGGAGAGGUGCGAGACGGUCCUGGAGGGCGAGACCAUCUCUUGCUUCGUGGUCGGUGGGGAGAAGCGGCUGUGUCUCCCCCAGAUCCUCAACACGGUGCUGCGGGACUUCAGCCUGCAGCAGAUCAACUCGGUGUGCGACGAGCUGCACAUCUACUGCUCCAGGUGCACCGCCGAUCAACUGGAGAUCCUCAAAGUCAUGGGGAUACUGCCCUUCUCGGCACCCUCCUGCGGCCUCAUCACCAAGACGGACGCCGAGCGGCUGUGCAACGCGCUCAUCUACGGAGGAGCUUACCCGCCCCGCUGCAAGAAGGAGGCGAGCGGAGGAGCGCUGGAGCUGGAGCUCACCGAGAGGAGCUUCAAGAUCUACCACGAGUGCUUCGGCAAGUGUAAGGGCCUGUUCGUGCCAGAGUUGUACACCAGCCCCAACGCAGCGUGCAUCCAAUGCAUGGACUGCAGACUCAUGUACCCCACGCAUAAGUUCGUGGUGCACAGCCACAAGGCGCAGGAGAACAGGACUUGCCACUGGGGCUUCGACUCGGCCAACUGGAGGGCCUACAUCCUCCUGGGCCAGGAUUACACGGGCAAGGAGGAGAAGAGGCGUCUGGAGCAGCUUCUGGACGAAGUCAAGGAGAAGUUUGAUUUCGCUAACAAGUACAAGAGGAAAGCAUCGUCCAGGGUGUCGGAUCCUCUUCCAAUCAAAAAGCCCAAACAUGAAGACAUCCCGUUACAAUCGCCACUGGCUGACAAGGAGAAGCAGCAUGACUGGCUACAGUCACUUUCCAACUCCAAUAAGGGGUUCAAUUGCAUUCAGCCGAGACAGAGACCAUCAGCUUUUAGACCGUGGUCCCCACACAUCUCUGCUGGUGAUAAGGAACCCUCCAGUCACCCCCUGGCUCUGCUAAGAGACAACUUCUACAACUACAAGAGCCUGGAGAACGCUGUGGCCCCUAAUGUUGCCCUCACACCACUGCCCCUGGGAAAGGUGGGGCCGAUGUCCCCGUCCGUCCCCAGCACAUCACACCCAAGCGCAGGAGAACCCCCAGGAGAGGGCGCCAAUGCCAGUUUGAGACCGCGCAAGAGAAGAGCCACAGGGGAGCUCCAGCCUCCAGCACCAGAAGGUGCUUGCCCUUUGACCUCCACUGGCAGCAAGCACCCACCACUUCAGGAUGACAAAGACUCUGAGGUGGAGAUUGAAGUGGAGAGCCGUGACGAGUUCACCUCGUCUUUGUCCUCGCUGUCGUCACCAUCUUUCACCUCCUCCAGCUCAGCUAAGGACCUGAGUUCACCAGGAGCCCUCGGGUCGACCUGCACUGUCAUGCCUUCCGAGGCCACCACCCUUGCAGCUGCUCCCAUCUCAGCCCCUGUGACCCCUCCAGAGCUGGGACUGGAGUCAGAGCUGGAGAGCUUGAGGCAAGCGCUGGACAACGGACUCGACUCCAAAGAGUCCAAGGAGAAGUUCCUGCAUGAGAUUGUAAAGAUGAGGGUGAAGCAGGAGGAGAAGUUGGGAUCCGCUCUGCAGGCCAAGCGCAGCCUCCAGCAGGAGCUGGAGUUCCUGCGGGUCGCGAAGAAAGAGAAGCUGCGGGAAGCAACCGAGGCCAAGCGCAAUUUGAGGAAGGAAAUUGAGCGCCUGCGAGCCGAGAGUGAGAAGAAGAUGAAGGAAGCCAACGAGUCGCGGAUUCGUCUGAAGCGGGAGCUCGAGCAGGCCCGGCAGUUGAGGGUCUGUGAUAAGGGCUGUGAGGCUGGACGUCUGCGUGCAAAAUAUUCCGCACAGAUCGAAGACCUCCAGUUGAAGCUGCAGCAUGCCGAAGCUGACCGGGAGCAGCUCCGAGCCGACUUGCUGCAGGAGCGGGAGGCCAGGGAGCACUUGGAGAGGGUGGUGAAGGAGCUGCAGCAACAACUUUGGCCCAAAUCCGGCAGCGACAAAGACUCGACAGCCAAGGACAAGGACGUGCAGUCAAAAAAGUAACCCCAGUAGCGAAGUCCCCCGCGUCCCCUCCAUCCCACACACACCUCCAACCCGGCGGGGACCGCAAUACGCCCCAGUGAUCUUCAUGCUUACCCUUGAGUACGACACGUAAGACGCUAACCCGAGAUGGAGAAAAGUGACAACGAGGACGAGGGAGGACGUCAGCUUAAACUCAGACUCGCACCUUCACACUCGCAGAACUAAAAAGUGGAUCACAAGAGGGAAAGAUUAUUGCACAAAAUGUGGUUGUGCCUGUGUUCUGAUAAGAAAAGGAUGCUGGACGUUUAGACGGUCUGUGAUAAUAAAUGCUAAAAGACGAUCAUAUUGUAUUCCAGUCAUCGAGCAGUGGAAAGGAGUUUCCUGCAAAAUCCUCCAUCUUUGUCCCUCGACGUCUUGAGAAAGGUUUUUGAAGACAUCAUAAGCUACAUGGACUACAUAGAGAUGUGUAACGGAACAUACAAGCAAAUACAUCUAAAGAUGAACAGUACAAACUAUCCACAUGUGCCGCCAUGGGGGUUUUUUUGUUCUUGUUUUUAGGGAAGCCAUCGCAGUCAUCCGUGUGACCCCUCGAUUGUUUUCUUCAAACAACGCUCACACCCCCAUGCAAACUGAUGGAAUUGGAUUUUUUGAGGGCGGGGGGGAGGGGAGUGGGGGCAAACGCUUCGGUGACAACACCUUCCAGGAGUGAGCACUUGAUUUUGAAUGAUCAAAGCACAUCCAUCAGUCUUUGUCCCAGUGUUGCUCAGGCUAAGUCCAAUAAACACGGGUCCCCGGCCGCAUUUGCGUCGAAGCGUUUGGGUCAAAACCCAGGGGGUGUUUAAUCUUCUAAAGAUUUAAUAUUCCACAUGUGAGCGUGGCCUUGUUUGACGAAAGCUGGCAUUUAUUUUUCUCCAAUUCAACAUCACUUUCUAACCUUCUGACUGUAUGAGGCACCCUGGGCAAGAAUCAAAUGUUCAUGUUCAUUAAAUUAAGGUAUGUAAAUAUGAUUUUGUUUUUUGGGGGGGGGGGUUUGGACUUAACAAUAAUGAAUCGCACUUUGUCCUAACAAAAUACUGUUUUUAUGCUAUUGUACUCCCACUAUCUUACUUUGAAAACAUCAUCCUAUACAUGAAUGCUACCGUAAUCAUCCAGUUAACAUUUUGUUGCUUAUAUGCAUUCUCUAUGAAAUAUUGUUAUGUUUACUUAAGGCAAAGUAUUGUAAAUAAACCGAAAGAAAAACAAGGCUCUACCUGUUCCUGGCUGAUGUGAGUGUGAAAGCAGGGAGGAAUCAAACGAGUUCACCAAAACAUGCAAACAGAUGACAAAUCAAGAGGGAAACUUAAAUGAACGAGUGAAGAAACGUUUUGUGGCCUUCAACGUCUGAACCCGCUUUUAUGGGCUGUGUUGGUUAAACACCACUUUUACCAUCAAUAAUCCAAAUGAGGACGCUCUUUUUAUUGUUUUUUUCCAUUAAUUUGUCACCAGUCUGUAUGUCAGUGGGGUGAUUUCUCAAAAACAAAAAAAAAAAACGGAAAAAUGAAAAGAGCCUGCACAAACAAUCACAUUUUAUAAAUUGGAUUUUAUUUUGAAAAAAUGGCAGGAAUAUGCUGUGGCAGUGGGUACAAUGCAAUCAGAAUGUACAUGAUGUUAAUGCUAUUUUUCCUUUGAUUGUUAAUGUUUUAAUCGUGGAGAUAUUUUACUGCUUGUCUGUUUAUGUUCACUCUUUUUUUUUGAUAGAAAAUUAAUUUUGUUCAUGCAUGAAAUUUGAGAAAAAGUUUGCCAUUCAUAUUGUCAGUUUUCGGGCAUUUAUACUGUACAUACGAGGGGUUUAUCGUGUUACGCAAUUUGUCUUCUCCAGGAGGAAAAGGUCAUUAAAAGCAACAAAGUGUAUCCACACAUACGUAAAACUAUAUACAGCAUAUAUAUCAAACGCAAUGCUGGACAACCCCAAGUGCCUGACACGGGCAAAAAAGGUUUCCAGAAAAGGAAGGUGAAGAAGAAGCUGUUUGGGGAAGGGAUCAACUACUUUAUGAAAGAAAAACUACACACAUAAAUAAAGGAGCUCCUUUUCUCAUCAGCUCUUUUUUAAAAUCCGCAAUCACAGAACCAACCAGUUUCCUUUUUCAAUGCAGAGAAUAAUUGCUCGAAACUUUUUCGCUCCCCCGCCAAUAAUCGUGCUUUUUAUUCAUUUGCAUGUGCAAACUAUUUUCUAGAAGAUCUUUUUCUAAAAAAAAAAAAAAAAAAAAAGCCACUUGCUUUAGUUUUUCCAUGAAGACUUUGUGGACGUGUGAUCCCAAGGCAUGCAUGUCGAGCAUCGUAAAGAUAUGAUUAUUAUUAUUGAAAGGUUGC